GUGACUCUCGAGGGACUCUGGGGAGAUACCAACAAAGACCCGACGUUGGCAGCCAUUGCUUCAUUGCUGCGUGGUCCUUCUCGUCAUCCUCAUCCUUACGGCGUCUGUUCGACGGUAUACCGUAGCCCACUGCAGUCUCAGGCAGAUAUCGGGGCGGGACACUCUGCUUCCUAGGGUCCCCCGACUCCCCUCCUGCGCUACCCUUCCGGCUGCGAAGCGGGCACAGGGCAAAGACGGAGCAGAGGAGAGGCUGCAUCGCCGUACCCAACAUCAUCCUCUACACUUUCCCCCCUCUCUUCCAUACUCAACGCUACCUCGUGUGAGCUCAUCAUCUCGUCACUCCCGAGCCCUCCCUGCUGCGAGUCAAGAUGGCAAAGUCAAGAAUGCAGAACCUCAUCCUCGAGGUGCUCAACGCCCAGCCAUCGCUCAGGGACAGCAAGGGUUACCUCAAGACUUUUGGUCCCAGGGCCUCUAGGUCUUCCCCUCCAGGCCAGACAGGAGUCGAUAGCAGAGGGCCAGUUGCUCAGCAGCGGUUGAAGACCAGACAAGGUCUUGCUGGACCAUCAGCGCGGGCGGCUGCUCGAAGUCAACUGCUCUCGCCUGGGAGCGCCGCAAGGCUACCAGUUGGCAUCAGAGCAAAAGCAGCAGAUGGCUCGUCUCAAGAUGGACUGCCUCAUCGUAAUCAGGAUCAUCUUCGCGAGGAAUCUCACAGUCAUCCAGAUUCGCAGAUUGCCUCGACUUCGAAUUCAAAGAUUCCCAAGAAUGCUGAGACGACUGCGCAGGGCUCAAGAGAGGGGGCAAGCUCGACAUCGGCUAGUCCUCACAGCACUAGCGAGGCAGAAGGCUUAGCGGUGCAGCAGCAUACCGCUUUGGUCAAAGUACAAGGGCCUUUCACGCGCAGGCAGCUAGAGAGUAUCGCUGAUGGUAUGAUCUAUCUCAAGAAGCUCGGUCUUGUCUCUGUCAUCGUCGUCGAUGGAGAGGAAUGGUCUCUUCCUGGUUACACUUCUGAGUUCUCCUCCGAUGGCAUACGGAUGGAGCAGGCCGAGGAGGACAAGGAGGAUAAUGAGCUAGCAGCGUGGAUCGGUCGCAACCUUACCGAAGAGAAAAAGGAACGCAGAAGACAGCUGAGCAAGAUGCGUAGAGCGACUUUACGUAGAGCCAUGCUCAACGAUGUCAAUGCCUUGGCCGACCUCCUACACAGUCGAGGAGCCCCCGCGAGACCUUUUCUUUCCCCUCUGUUCAAAGUCGAUGCCGAACUUGCAAGAGAUGCAGAACUGUUAGCGCCGCGGCACUUUCCAGGGGCGGGGAAUGUUGCAGAUCCUAACUCUUCGAGUGGAUCUAGUGCGGCCACGGCUCUGCAGAACAAAGAUGUGGCUACGACUGCUACUCCACUCUCGCAUCCUCAAGUCAGGGCUUUUGGCUACCGACAGAUGCAGGCCUCUGCUUCUCGUUCUCCCCUUGUAUCUGAUGAUGGUCUAUCUUCCCUCAGGUCAGCGUUGGCUACGGACCAUAUACCCGUCAUUGCCCCUCUUGCUCUAUAUUCGGACCCCGAGGCGGACGGGGGCGAGACUUCGACACCGGUCAAGGCAGAUGAUGUUCUCGUCGCUCUGGCCAGGGACAUGGCUAUUGCUGGCAGGGAAGCCGAGGAGUAUCUCCUUGAAAUGGAGGAAUCUGGAUCUGAAGACCUACAUGGACUGAUGGCCUCACAUGUGGACAUGACGCCCCUACGGCUCAUGGUCAUCAAUCGAGAAGGUGGUAUACCCUCCCAUGCGCGAGGCGGUAAUCCGCACUUGGCCAUCAAUUUAGCUUCAGAGUAUUCUCAUAUCCUCAACUCAUUCGUCUGGAAAGAGUCGCAUCCAACAGCCAUGGAGAAUCUUCGAAUGGUUCACGACUGCUUGUCAUACAUGCCCCACACCUCCUCUGGUAUCGUCGUCUCGCAUCGUUCGCCCCGGUCUCUCAUCGCAAACCUCAUCACCAACAAGGCGGCCCAUUCGCCCAGUCUUCCACCUGCGUUGCUUCGAUCCUACAAGCGCGAUCUUCGCCAUACGCCCACGAUUAUUCGUCCAGGACUCUCCAUCAAUGUCAUCUACGACUUUUCGCAGGUGGACCAGACCAAGCUCACCGCUCUGCUCGAAGCCUCCUUCAAGCGCAAGCUCAACGCCGAAGCCUACUAUGAGCGCUUGAGGAAGAGUUGCGAUUUCGUCAUUGUCAGUGGCGACUACCAAGGCGCAGCCAUCGUCACCCUCGAAACCUCUGCCGACGAUCCUCCCGGUGUAGAGCCCAUGGCCUACCUGGACAAAUUCGCCGUCCUCCCUUCGCUACAAGGAAGCGGCACAGUCGAUUUCCUCUGGGGUGCGCUACGCGAUGAAGUGCAGGGUCUGGGACUUCUAGACGCCCUAAACGACAAUGGCGGUAAAGGUGGUUUUGGCAAAGGACGCGAUCUAGUCUGGAAAUCCAGAGGGGACAAUCCAGUCAAUAAGUGGUACUACGAGCGUUCCAAUGGUUUUGCCAAGAUCGAUCUCAACCCUCGUACAGAGGCAGAGCGUGCUGGGAAGACCGAGGAAGAAUUGCAAAAGGGAAGAAAUUGGGCCAUGUUCUGGUGUGAUGCAGAAGAGAGGUUAAGCUCUAUGAGUGGAGAGAGGAGAUUGAGCACAAGUGCCACAGAGGAAGAAAUGCGCAGUGUACUCCUCGAUGAGGAGCAGCGUUCAGCCAGUGGAGGCGGUGGUAGGGGAGGCGGAGACGGUGAUGGACGUCGCUUCAGCGACUAUGAAGAGGAAGGGGAAGGGUGGGGGAGAUCUUCGGCUCCGCGAAGCAGCGCCUCGCUGAUGCCUUCGCUGGACUCGAGAAGACUGGAGGAGCUAGACCCGAGACCGGGUGGAGGAGGUCAGAGGCUUCUGCCCCUCAUUGCACCCGAGGAGCAAGGUCGUUUGGAGCGAUGGGCAAAGUGCAUGAUGAAUAUACCCAGCGCAUGGCUGUAGCUAAUCUUACUAUUACAGAGGGAAGAGCUAAGGAAACAAAUACAGCACCACCUCCUC
This is a messenger RNA of Microstroma glucosiphilum, 3035 nucleotides long. RefSeq lists its product as hypothetical. Gene Ontology annotation, biological process: L-arginine biosynthetic process. Gene Ontology annotation, cellular component: mitochondrial matrix. Lineage: Eukaryota; Fungi; Basidiomycota; Exobasidiomycetes; Microstromatales; Microstromataceae. Bases 384 to 2978 code for a protein of 864 amino acids. The transcript has a single exon. The record is from RefSeq and is a predicted model, not a curated record. Gene Ontology annotation, molecular function: L-glutamate N-acetyltransferase activity, acting on acetyl-CoA as donor; arginine binding.